UAGGAGGAAGGGGAGAAAUGAAAUCCAAUGCAGGUAUCAGAGGCUGUGGAAUGCUACGAAGUUUAAUAAAUGAAAACGCUAACUCAUUCAGAAGAUUAAUUGACCAAGAGCAACCAUAUGUUGAA
Molecule: messenger RNA, 125 nt
Organism: Funneliformis geosporum
Lineage: Eukaryota; Fungi; Glomeromycota; Glomeromycetes; Glomerales; Glomeraceae
Source: the annotation of a GenBank genome assembly